AUGUCGGAUAUAUUGUGCAGGUGGCUGAACAAGGAGCUCCGGCUGUCAAAAGCUGUUGAGCCAAAGACCUUUGCCAAGGAUUUCUCCAGUGGUUAUCUAAUUGGGGAGGUUCUGCAUAAAUAUCAGUUGCAGAACGAUUUCAGUAUGUUUAUGAAGAAAGACACCUCCGUCUCCAAACUGAACAAUUUUACCCGUCUUGAGCCUACUCUCCAUUUGUUGGGGAUUUCCUUUGACACGACCAUAGCCCAGGGACUGAUGCAGGAGAAGCAAGGGGUCGCCACACACCUCCUUUACCAGCUCUUCGUCUCACUGGAAGAGAAGAAGAAAGCAGAAAUCAGUGAGACAGUGAUGGAGAUUAUGCAGCCUGCAGCCAAUGCUGGCCUGCACAAAAUAGAGCAUGAAAUCUAUUCUGAUCGACUGCACCAGGUGGUAAAACGUGACGCAGAGCUCAAGUUGCAGAAAAUUUCUCAGCACUAUGAGGCAAAAUGCCAGCAAUUGACUUCAAUGUCGCAGCCAGUCCAGCAGAAGACACAGCUCAAAGUCCAGGAUGAGAAGAGAAUGAAGAAUACUGAGAAGCUGCACGCAUAUCGUCAGAAGCACAAUGACAUCAUGACUCGUAACCAGGCCGCUAUUGUCCACGUGCCAAAGCCACCUCCCUACACUUCACUGCUCAACCUCAAGAAGAAGCAACAACAGCAGCGACGCCGAGAACAGCAAGCACAGACGGUCCAGACUGAAAUAACCCAGUUUGAGACAAACAGGAAGAAACUGGUUACUUCUGGUUUUGUUUCCUCUUCAAGUGAUCAGCCAUUCACUGGAAAUUGCCAUGAGGUUUCUGGAAGUGGAUCUAAGGUCUUACUACAAUCCAAUAGCAAGUACAUUCAGGAGAUCCGCCAGAGGUUGCAGGAGAAUGCUGUAGCUUGCGAGCAGAGAGAGAAAAGACGAGACAGAUUCCUGGUAGAGCAGCUCAUGUCCCAUGAAGCUCAAGAGGAAGCAAGACGAGAGGAGCAGUUGGUGAAACGCCUCACACGUCAGACUCAGCAAGAGCAGCGCUUAGCAGUGCAGCUCCUUCAGAUCCGCAUGCAGAAGGAGGUGAUCAGGGAGAAUCGCCUGUUCAGAGAGCAACAGUACCAGCAGCGGAGAGAGAAGGACUUCCAGGAAGCUCUGGAGAGGGAGGCGACUUUGGCUCGGCAGGUUAAGUUGGACCAUGCAGACGAGAUCAGAAAGGAGCUUGAAUUCUGUAACAGGAUUGCUGCCGAGCGUGCUCAGAGCAGAUACAAGAAGCACUUUGAGAACUGCAGUGGGAUUUUGGAGCAGAUGAUGGACUUGGCCACAAAGGUUGGAGAAUAUCGACUGAUCACUGGGAAUCUGAUUCCAGAGAAGCUGAUGAAAGAGUGGAAGGAACUGCUGUUCAAUGGGCUGCCUCUUUAUGAGCCAAUAAAUAUGGAGGGCCAGCAGCCGGGGUUUGAGUUCUCUGCCCCACUAGACCUUGUUGAGAUUAAGAAGCAGGAGAUACUCAACAACCAGGACUAUGAUGAAUAUACUAACAUGGUAGGUGAGUGGGCAUGGCCAGAAGAAGCAGGGGAGACCAAUUUACCCCCAACCAACAACAGGAUUCUUGGACAUGUUGUUCUGCGGCUGAGGAACAUUGUCCAUCCAGCCAUCGUGGAAUCCCCCACACCUUCAUUUCCUCACUUUGUGCUCAAAGCCUGUGUCCUGGGCAAGUUUUGCUCUGGCAAGACCACCUGCCUAGCCAAGAUUGCUAAAGCCCAUGGCAUCUAUGUCUUAUCAGCUGACACACUGAUUGAGGAGGCAGUGACUGCUUACCAGAAUGGAGAAGAGCUUUCUAUCCGGGCCAUGCAGGGAGGAGCUGCAGAAAAUGAGCUCAGGAAUGGCAGUGCCAUCCCUGAUGAGCUGGUGGUGAAUAUUAUAGUAGAGGCAAUUAGGCAGAUUCCAGCCGGGUCAGGUUGGGUGCUGGAUGGAUUUCCAGUGAACUUCACCCAGGCCUGUCUGCUAGAGAAAGCCCUUGGUGGGUCUGUAGAUGUUGGUAGUGAAGUUGUAAACAGCAGGACAGACCUUGCUAUUGAUCCAAAUCCACCGCCACCACCACCGCCACCAGCUCCUGCAUUGGAUGUGGUUCUACUGCUGGAUAUUUCUGAUGAGUGUGUUGCCAGACGGGCUAUCAAUCAGACGGAUACUGAUACUGCUGCUACAACCUCUACAGAAAAUAAUAUGUUUCUAGCACAGAUUCCACACAGGAUCACAGCUUUUCAGGACACCUGGCCCAAACUAGAGGAAUGGUUUGGUGGGAAGCAAAACAUUUUGAUUCACGUUGAUGCAGAUGUAGAGGAGGAGGAGCUUUGUAAUAGGGUGGAGUCUCUCCUGCAGCAAGUUAUGAUGCAAACACAGGAAGCUCCUGCAAGUCCUCCUGUUGAGGAUGAUGUAGUGUUAGACGGUGAGAAUACUCAAGUCUCCUCAACUGUCACACCUGCACCUCUAGAUCAAGGUCCAACCCUCACAAGCCAAGACCCAGACCCCACAGAGUCCAGUAUCAGCCUUAAUGAGCAAAAGGAUGAAAGUGUGACGUCAAUUUCCAAAUCCAACACACAUUCCCCGAGAGGUCAGUCAAGGAAGGCUUCAUCUUGUUCAUUGACCAAUGAGGACUCUCAAGGAGUCCCUAAGAACCCACCUGAGUCUGCCUCUCCCCGGCCAGGUUCAUCCAGUUGGGUCUAUGUGGAUGAACUUCUGCCCCCAGAAAUUCCAGAGUACCUGUGCUCCCAUUGGGAUGCAGUGUGCGACUCUUACGUGAUCAACAUAAAGGCAGUUAUGGAGGCACUGCGCUCAGAACACACUCUUAUUAUCCAUCACCUAUUCAACAUCAGAGAGGAGUAUAAGCAUUACUUGGGGCGUCCAGACCUGAAGCAGGAGUUGGUGUCUCAGUGGCAGAAGGACUUCAACAAAAUACCUGAUGAUAUGAGAGAAGACGAAGAUACCAAAGCGGAGCUACAUCAGAGACUGGAUGAUCUGCGAGAACGUUUGUGGGACAUUAGUGACAAGCGUAAAGAAGAAGAUGAGCAAGAGAGGGCUUUUCUCAUGGGUGAUGGAUGGUUAGAGGAUCACACAGCAGUCCUAUUAAACCACCACUCUAGACUCAUGCAGGUGGAGUUGAACCGUUUCCAGGAUACACUCUGUAUUCUCAAGGUUUACUACCUGAGCAUGUACAAAGAAGUGCUGCCUGAGCCUCCCUCUGACUUUGUCUGUAUCCCCCUACUGGACACUCCAGAUAUGAAUGAUCAGGAAGAAAGAUAUAUUGAAUCAUCAGGAGUGGACUCCAAGAUGAAUAUCCAGGGUCAGACAGAACCUGAAAAGUCACCCCAUGAGAAACUGAUCUCCGACCACAAGGAGGCACUCACAGCCAUCAGCAAAUUGAUAUCAGAAGAGGCCCGUCUAAGAGACAUGGACACAAAAGAGCAGAAGGAGAAACCACAAGAGAAGGAGAAAGAAAAGGAGAAGGCCCCUGCAAGCCCACCAUCCCCUCCUCCUGCCCCCAGCCCUGCACCCUCUGAUGAAAAAAACUCAGAGAAGGCUCAUCUUCACAGAGUCAGAUGCAAAAUACAUGAAGAAUAUGCAGCUGCACUGGAUCACGAGGAGCAUGCAGUGAAGGUACGCCUCGUGCUGGUGAAAGGCCAUGGCUUAGUGUUGCUGCAGUCUAUGCAAAGCAGAGCAGAAGAAACCUUCAGCAACAUGGAGAAGUGGUUAGAAGCACGUUACCUUGCAGAAAUGAAGAGUAUUGACCAACUAGCAGAAGUGGUACGCUACCACAUAGAGUCUGGUGCUAAGCUGCAGAAUGAGCUGGUGUUGGAAGGAACUGACUUCUAUGUAAAUGGAGACUGCCACUUGGUGGCUAGCCCGCUUCCCCCUCCUCGUCCACCUCCUCUGGAGAAACACACACGGUCCACUCUGACCAUCGUUCAGUUGGAGACACUCUACCAACUGUGCAACAUGGCUCCAUCAGGUUUCAUGUCCGUUUCUGAGUUCUCCAGUUUGCUGAAGGACAUCAUUUCUGUUAGCAUGGGCAGCAACACUUUGCCUGAGCCUUGGGUCAAUAUCAAUGAAACACAGUUGAUGGAGAUAGCAUCUCUACUAUUGGAUGACUAUGAGCUGAUAGACUGCCGUCGGUUCCUGCUCAGUGCUGCACUUCCUUGGCCAUUUCCUUCCUUAACACACCUGUUUGCAGUGCUGCAGCGUUUCAAGGCAGCUGAUAAGGGUGACACUGGCUGGAUCAAUGAGGAACAGUACCUACAGACAGAGUUAUGGUUUCCCAGUGAGAGUGUUCAGUCCGUCCCUGAGGACCCCUCUGAGCCUCUGCCUUAUGACCGUCUAGCUAACCUACGCAAAUUCUUUUUCCGAUUGUUUGCGGACCACUCCGUCUCUCCACCUCGUCUGGACUAUGUGUCAAUGCUGCAAUACUUUGCAGCUGAUCCUAACCCCAAACAGGGGUUCAUCAGAACACUUAGUGUUGUGAUGGGACAACAUCUCAAGCACCCAUCAUUCAGCCAUCUUGUCAAGUCUAUGCCCAGUUUAGAGGAGGCUUCAGAGUUCAGCUCCUCAGAGCUUGAUGGAGAGUACAAGGAACAAGACACUCCGUGCCCAUCAAGCAAUUCUUUUGGGGAGCAGCAAGUGUCCAUCCCUGCUGUCCUUGCUGUCAUCUGCCACAGACUCACUAAGAUGAGAGAUGACAGCCCUCUUCCUCCAGGGUGCAUGAGUCAGCAGGAGCACACUGAGCACCUGGCGCAUAUAUUCACAGAACUUGGUUUCGGGCCUGAGGACCAUAUCCCCUUUUCAGUUUUCUCUCAGCAUCCUUUCACCCAAGGCCUGAUGGAGAGCUCAGUGCACCACCAGCUCAUAAACAUUCAUAGAGUACUGGUGGCCCAGCAGGAUGAAGGAGAGACUAACAGCUUGGAUGUUUCCUAAAUGAUAAGACACAUAUACAUACUGCUGUGUACAUCAUGACGAACUUGU
Molecule: messenger RNA, 5022 nt
Organism: Scomber japonicus (chub mackerel)
Lineage: Eukaryota; Metazoa; Chordata; Actinopteri; Scombriformes; Scombridae
Gene: spef2
Product: sperm flagellar 2
Exons: 36
Coding region: 1-4974 (1657 amino acids)
Biological process (GO): sperm axoneme assembly
Cellular component (GO): sperm midpiece; manchette
Molecular function (GO): protein binding
Source: RefSeq, a predicted model, not a curated record